CAUCUUUUAUGUCAAGUUGCAUGUUUAAUUGAACAAAUUGAAUGGAAAAGCAUUUAUGUUUUGGUGGAUACACAUAGGUAGGUAUUGACUUUGAAUCCGAUUAACUCAUGUUCCUCAAAUCUCAAAUCAUAAUAAAUUCUGAAUGAAACACCAACGUACAAACGAUGUGUUUCAUAACAUUCUCAUUCCCAUAAAAAAAAACGACCUGAAAGAACAAUUAAUCUCAAAACAUGUUCGCACUCACCUUUCACUUUAAAUAAUGCAAUAAUGAGAACUGGAUGUAGGUAAGCUAUGUAAAUCAAAAUCGAUGAACUUACACAUGUACCUAUAUGCUAAUAAUAUGCUGGAGUAUUUUGAUACGUUUCAUCGCGUUUGUACAUUUCAGUAGUGAUGCUCGCGAAAUGAAUGUAUGUUCGGGAUUAGUUAUUUUUUUAUGGAAUUUUUUAUUCAGCCAUGCUCAACUGCUAAGAAGACCUUUUCAACGUGAAGUGCAAAAAGAAUUACCAUCACAGCUGCUCAAUAAUACGGCGGAUUACAUAGAACAUUAUGGUUACACAGCAGAACAUCACAAUGUGAUCUCGGCAGACGGAUUUCUCAUUUCUGUAUUCAGAAUACCCAGCGAAGGGACGCCAAUUUUAUUACAACAUGGUUUGCUUCUCGCAUCGGACUCGUGGGUAUUACAAGGGCCGGAAUAUGAUUUGGCAUUCAUUCUAGCCGAUAAAGGUUACGAUAUUUGGAUAGCUGAUAAUAGAGGCAAUACAUAUUCAAGAGCACAUCUCAAAUUAUCGCCGAAAAGCGCCAAGUUUUGGAAUUUUAGUUUUCACGAAAUGGGAUACUACGACAUGCCAGCAGUGAUCAACUAUAUUUUACAAGUUACCAAGCACAAAGCAGUAGAUAUCAUAGGACAUUCGAUCGGAGCAACGAAUGCCCUAAUAAUGUGUUCCACAAGACCCGAAUAUAAUGAAAAAGUUCGUUCUGUGAUUGCCUUGGCUCCGGGUGUAUUUUAUAACAGCUCCUCUCAGUCAAACGUUCAGCAAAUCUUGGCUCGUUAUGGUCCUUAUUUGAAAUUCUUACAUGUACAUCACGGGGUCAACGAAUUCUUUCCUAGAAAUGAUUUGGCUAAUAGAGCAUCCAGAAUUAUGUGUCGUAUCGACUCUCCUUUAUACCAUUUAUGUUUAUUUUACAUGCAAAAUGUUCUUGGCUUCACAAGCAUAACAAAACAGCAUCAUAAACCUGCAAUCGACUACUCGAACGCAACACCACGAGGAGUAUCAUACAAAACAUUAUUACAUGUGGCACAAUUGGGUCAGGUAGGAAAAUUAAUGCAAUUUGAUUACGGGCCAAAAACAAAUAUUAUGGUGUAUGGAACAAGAAUCCCACCAGAAUACAAUUUAAGUGAAGUAACAGCACCAGUAGCUUUACUGUAUAGCGAUGGUGAUGUUCAUAUAGCUUCCCAAGAUGUAUCGCUUUUGCAAACCCAGUUACCAAAUGUUGUGGCCAGUUAUCGAAUAGAUAAGCAUUUAUUUAAUCAUUUGGACUUCGUUUGGGGUGGCGAUGCCAGAGAAACCGUCUAUGAUUUCAUAUUGGAAAUAUUCAAUCAUUUAGACAACGAAAACAUCGAUUCGGAAACAUAAACAAAAUGUUUUGAUUGUUCAAUAUUACGUAAAAAAAAAUGAUUACAGGUUCCUCACAUUAAACACUAUUGUCUUCAA
This is a messenger RNA of Planococcus citri (citrus mealybug), 1712 nucleotides long. Its product is annotated as lipase 3-like. NCBI's taxonomy places the organism in Eukaryota, Metazoa, Arthropoda, Insecta, Hemiptera, Pseudococcidae. Bases 330 to 1634 code for a protein of 434 amino acids. Gene Ontology annotation, molecular function: hydrolase activity, acting on ester bonds. The transcript has 7 exons. The record is from RefSeq and is a predicted model, not a curated record.